AUAGCUAAUCCAGUACUUGUCUUGCCGUUCACGCUUCUCAGAUCGAGAUGACUACCGCCGUCGCCGGCCGCUACCUUAACCUUCUCUCUGCCCCGGCGCCUCUUCCCACCUCACGGCGCCCACCUUCUUCUGGUCUGCAUCAACUUUUAUCCUGCAAUAAGCGGCGGCCUGGCGGCGGCCGUGUGACCCGCAGCACCGCCGGCUUCCGUGCCCGGUGCGGGCUCUUGCCGGUCGACCCAUGGGCGCCCACUCUCGACUCCCAGAGCGUCGCCUCCCAGCUCUUCGCCGUAUCCCUGUUCCCCUACUUGGGCUUCCUCUAUUACAUCACCAAAUCCAACACCGCGCCCAAACUCACCCUUUUCGGCUUCUAUUUCUUGCUCGCUUUCGUUGGAGCCACUAUACCCGCUGGAAUAUAUGCAAAGGUGCAUUAUGGAACUUCAUUGUCAAAUGUUGAUUGGUUGCACGGUGGAGCGGAGUCAUUGCUCACUCUCACAAACUUGUUUAUUGUUUUGGGAUUGAGGGAAGCAUUGAGGAAAAUGAAGGACACAAAGAAAAGCACACCUCCAGUUGUUUCGGAUGCUAAAGAGAAAAGCUCUGUAUAGCUCUGAAUCUUCGUGCAUCAAGAUUCAUUCUUCCCAAUCACACCAUGAACCAAUUGACUGAAUCCACAACAAGGUUUCUCCUUUAACCAUCAGCUCUCGAAAUUCUAUUCUGCCUGGUCUCUCCACUUGUUUGCAGAGCAGGAGAUCGAUAUUGGUCUUUCUCUUUAAUUUUUUUGGUCAAGUUUAUUCCUGUUGAAUCAGGCAAUAACUAUUACAGUCAUGUUGCAUUUUAAUUUUCAAAGUUGUCAUCAUGCACACGAUUAUUUAUCUCUAUCCAAAUAAUUCAGGUAGUUGUCAUGCAAUACAACUCUUUGAAAUUUAGAUACAUAUACAAUCUAUGCAUAUGUAGAGCUACACAUCUAUGAGCUGUCAGAAUGUUGUCUAAAGACUAAAUGCCUUGUUGCAUAUGUUCUAUUAAAUCUAUUUUGGUUGUA
Messenger RNA from Zingiber officinale, 1036 nucleotides. RefSeq lists its product as uncharacterized. The record is from RefSeq and is a predicted model, not a curated record. Bases 48 to 602 code for a protein of 184 amino acids. The transcript has 4 exons. NCBI's taxonomy places the organism in Eukaryota, Viridiplantae, Streptophyta, Magnoliopsida, Zingiberales, Zingiberaceae.